Aspergillus puulaauensis is the source of this 750-nucleotide messenger RNA. Its product is annotated as putative nucleoside-diphosphate-sugar epimerases. The transcript is spliced from 3 exons. Bases 1 to 750 code for a protein of 249 amino acids. The record is from RefSeq and is a predicted model, not a curated record. NCBI's taxonomy places the organism in Eukaryota, Fungi, Ascomycota, Eurotiomycetes, Eurotiales, Aspergillaceae.
AUGCGUCUCAUCCUCACCGGCGCCACGGGCCUAGUCGGCUCCGCAGCCCUAAACCACAUCCUCAACCUUCCCAAGGGCGAGAUCUCAGCGCUGUACAUCCUCAGCCGCAGUCCUGUGCCUAUGGCGGAGAACCAGCCCAAUGUUACCGUCAUCCAACACAAGAACUUCAAUGAGUAUCCUCCCGACCUCUUGGAGAAACUGAAGGGCGCGGACGGAUGCAUCUGGGCGCAAGGGAUCUCCCAAUCUCUUGUUUCCAAAGACGAGUAUGUUAAAAUCACACUCGACUACCCUCUCGCUGCAGCAGAGGCGUUCUCCACGCUCUCGGACUCGUUCAACUUUGUCUACGUGUCUGGGGAAGGUGCAACCCAAUCUCCCGGCCGAUUCACCCCCUUAUUUGGGCGCGUCAAGGGACAAGCCGAAUCAGCUCUCCUCGAGCUCGCGAAAAAGCACCCUAAUCUGAAACCCUAUUCCGUGCGCCCGGCCUACGUGGAUACGGCGAACGACCCGGAAGUCCUCAAGGCCAUGCUGUCUCGGCCGGAGCAGCAAACUUGGAAGGCGAGAUCACUUCAUACCGUCUUUGGUCCCGUUAUGAGGAAUGUGUUUACCAGUAGUGAUUCGCCGACGCAGUAUCUUGGGAAAUUCCUGACGGAUAUGGCGAAAGGUGACGGAAAACCGUUGGGCGAGAACGGGGUUUCUGGGAAUGGCAGGAUUAUCCCGAAUGUGGUUUUUCGGAAGCUGGUUGGACUUUGA